CGACGAGCGACGAGCAGAAAAUAAUCGCGAUCAAUCGGCCAUGUGCUGGGUCAAGAAACUGCGUGCCUACCGAUGCACGCACCCCGACUGCACCGCCAUCAUUCCGAGUCGCAAGGUCUACGUCAAGUGCUUCAAGAUCGAGGAGGCCAACCUGCCGUGGGGCUCGUGCCCGAGCGUGGCGUACGAGACGCGCGUUGUCGACACGCCCAAGGCCGAGCAGGCCAUGUCUCACCUCAAGUGUCCUGCCUGCGCCCGUCGUGCCCGCGAGUGGGGAACGAAGACCACGACGCAACUGGAGGAGUGGAUGGAGGACGUUGAAGCAGACCUGCGGGAGGAGCCGAGCCGGCGGCCGGCGCUGGAGAACGCCUUGGGUAUCGUCCGGGUGAAGAAAGAGGAGGAGGAAGACGAGGUGAAGGUAGUGAAAGAGGCGUUCAAGAGCGAGGCCAAGAAGAACCAGCCGGCCCAGCGGUUCAAGCAAGGGUGGAAGAAGGACUAUAAGGGGGUUGGAAAGUGGUAGUAGGACUCAGUGGCGCCAUCGGGCAUAGCU
Messenger RNA from Thermothielavioides terrestris NRRL 8126, 547 nucleotides. RefSeq lists its product as uncharacterized. The transcript has a single exon. The record is from RefSeq and is a predicted model, not a curated record. Lineage: Eukaryota; Fungi; Ascomycota; Sordariomycetes; Sordariales; Chaetomiaceae. The coding region runs from base 41 to 517 and encodes 158 amino acids.